AUGGCAGUGGCGGCAGAGAUGAUCUCAGGGAAGUGGUUAAAGAUUUGGGUCGAAAUCGGAGCUGUGUUAUCAGCUAUAGGUUUAUUCGAAGCUCAGUUAAGCAGUUGUUCUUAUCAAGUUCUGGGCAUGGCGGAUUUAGGUUUUUUACCAAAGUUUUUCGGCGCUCGAUCAAAAUGGUUCGGCACUCCAUGGGUUGGAAUCUUGUUAUCAACUGCGAUCACAAUCGCCGUUUCUCCAAUGGAUUUCACUGAUAUAGUAGCUUCUGCAAACUUCAUCUAUAGUCUAGGGAUGUUGUUGGAGUUUGCAUCGUUUAUAUGGUUAAGAAGAAAGUUUCCGGCGCUGAAACGGCCGUACAAGGUGCCGCUAGGGGUGCCGGGACUGGUGGUGAUGUGCCUUGUUCCGUCUGCAUUCUUGAUCGUGAUCAUGGUUAUUGCUACCAAGAUUGUGUAUUUGGUUAGUGGGUUAAUGACUGUAGGUGCUAUUUUCUGGUAUUUUUUUAUGAACUAUUGUAAGUCAAAGAAGUGGUUUGCAUUUGCAAAUGGCGAUGAAAUUGAAGGUGAGGAAGAAGUGUCGGCAUCUUGA
Lactuca virosa is the source of this 582-nucleotide messenger RNA. NCBI's taxonomy places the organism in Eukaryota, Viridiplantae, Streptophyta, Magnoliopsida, Asterales, Asteraceae. The record is from the annotation of a GenBank genome assembly.